Molecule: messenger RNA, 375 nt
Organism: Volvox carteri f. nagariensis
Lineage: Eukaryota; Viridiplantae; Chlorophyta; Chlorophyceae; Chlamydomonadales; Volvocaceae
Exons: 2
Coding region: 1-375 (124 amino acids)
Source: RefSeq, a predicted model, not a curated record
AUGCCAGUGGGGGUGCCUCUGCAGCCUCGCACUGAAGGCCAAAAUGCGACCACUGGGAAGCAGGCAGUGAACCUGCAGACGCCUUGUGAUGUACCACGAAACAGCAUCAAGCCUUGUAUCAAUCUUGAUGCCGACUCGGUGGAUAACACAGAAUCAGUCAGCAUGGCUGAAGCAGGUCCUUCGUCUGCAGUACCAGUGGCAGUGCAGAAGAAGCCUGUCCUCAAGUGCUCGUACCCUCCCAUGGGUGCUUGCACAAACAGCUUGCUGAUCUGCACCACAGACCUCCAACAUCUUGGAAAAGGCGAGCUCCUGAAUGACACAUGCAUCGACUUUGGCACGAGGUUAGAAUUUCAGGGGCAGGUGGCUGGCAAAUAG